AUGUCUGACAGCUUCGACGCUAACGCCAGUAGCUGCGCAUUGCAGGCGGGAGUCGAUACCCACCGCACGAAUAAUACCGAGCAACUUUACUUGUUUAUUGAAGGUCGUCUGUUCUUGUCUAGUAUGAAGAUUCAGCACAGGCCUUCACACCGAGUUAUCUGGAGGCCGCCAACUGCAAGCCAGUCAUGGACUCAGUUGCAUCCUGUGGCUAUCAGUUACCGAUGGAGAGUCUCAUGCUUGCAGACCAAUCAAGUGACGCAGGCUCAGUGUGAAUUAAUUAGUAUUAAAAAAUCUCUCAGCUGUAACAACCUUCCGGUGCCUAGCUACCACGCUACCCGAAGGAAUCACGCGGCCUGGGAUACUGCCAGAUUGCCCAAGCCCAGACAGGGGAAGUCGAGAGGCAAAGGUCAGGUUCGAACCACGGACCUUCCGGUC
Messenger RNA from Opisthorchis viverrini, 435 nucleotides. RefSeq lists its product as hypothetical. The annotation marks the transcript as partial. The record is from RefSeq and is a predicted model, not a curated record. NCBI's taxonomy places the organism in Eukaryota, Metazoa, Platyhelminthes, Trematoda, Opisthorchiida, Opisthorchiidae. The transcript has 3 exons.